Molecule: messenger RNA, 4801 nt
Organism: Thamnophis elegans (Western terrestrial garter snake)
Lineage: Eukaryota; Metazoa; Chordata; Lepidosauria; Squamata; Natricidae
Product: actin cytoskeleton-regulatory complex protein pan-1-like
Exons: 12
Coding region: 55-3708 (1217 amino acids)
Biological process (GO): positive regulation of transcription by RNA polymerase II
Cellular component (GO): histone acetyltransferase complex; transcription regulator complex
Molecular function (GO): transcription coactivator activity; chromatin DNA binding; histone acetyltransferase activity
Source: RefSeq, a predicted model, not a curated record
CCGGGGCCGGAAGCGCCGUCGGAGCGGGAGGACGCGCGCGGCGGGGCGGCGGCGAUGGAGCCGGGCUCGGCGGGGCCGGUGGCGGUGGGCGCGCCGGCCUUCUCCCCGGAGUGGAUGGCCUGCCUGCUGGCGGAGGCCGAGGCGCUGCUGGCCGAGCGGGUCUCGGGGCCGGUGCGGGCGCGCUGGCGGCGGGAGGUGAAGCUGCCGCGGAUGAGCCUGGAGGGCUGCCUGGAGCAGCUGAGCGAGGCGCGGCGCGGCCGGGAGGCGCUGCUGGCGCGGGUCGGGCCGCUCUCGGAGCCGCAGCAGGAGCGGCUGCAGACCUUCCUGCGGCUGGAGAUGGCGCUGCUGCGGGAGAUGCGGGCGCUGCGCGAGAGGGCCCUGGCCUCCGCCUUCGCCAUCGCCAAGAAGGGGGAGCCGCCCCCGGCGCAGCAGCACCAGCAGCAGCAACCGGCGGCGGCGGCCCCGACGCAGACGGCGGGCCUGGGCCGGCCGGAGGAGGGAGGCGGCGCGCGGGUGGUGUCGGCGGCCGAGGCGGCCUCGCAGGCCAAGGCGGCGGCGCAGCGGGAGGCGCUGGCGGAGGCGCUGUGGGAGCCGGGCGGCGUCGGGGCGAUGAUCGCGCGGAGCGGGGACCUGCAGCUGGCGCUGGAGCAGCUGGUGGGCGAGCGGCUGGGCGAGGCGCUGCGCGGGCUGGAGCAGGCGGUGCGCGGGGAGGGCCGGGCGCGGGUGCGGCAGCUGCUGGGCCUGCGGGACGCGCUGCUGGAGCAGGAGGGCGGCUGGGCCGAGCGCGCCGGGGCGCUGCGCGGGGAGGCGCGGGGGCUGCUGCGCGGGGCCGGGCGGCCGCGGGCGCUGCGGGAGAAGGCGGCGGCGCUGCGCGACUGCCUGGCCGAGGCGCCGCUGGAGGAGCUGCGGCCGGCGCUGGAGAAGGCGCUGGCGCUGCUGGAGAAGACGGACAGCUGGUGGGUGGCCUGGCUGGAGAAGGCGCUCUGGGCAGCCCCGCUGGAGGAGGCCGAGGCGGCCCGGCGGGAGGCGCAGGCCCUGAGCGCCGCCCUGCAGGAGCAGCCGCCGGGGGACGACCAGGAGGAGGAGGAGGAGGAGGCGGAGGCGGCGGGGCUGCUGCUGCUGCGCGCCCUGCAGCCCGAGGGCUCGGAGGGGUCGCCGCCGCCGCCCUCCCCGCGGUGGGGCUCGCUGGAGGAGAUGCGCGACGCCCUGCAGAGCGCGCCCUUCGACGAGGUCUUCGCCCUGCUGAAGCAGCCGCGGGCGCUGCGCCAGGCGCUGCCGGAGAGCCCCGGGGCGGAGGAGCCGGUGGAGCUGGCGGGCGUGCUGGGGCCGCUGCAGGAGGCCUUCUGGCGGGCGCGGCCGGGCGCCUGGCGGGAGCAGCUGAGCGGCCUGCGGAGCGGCGGCUGGGAGGAGGCGGCGGCGGCGCUGCUGGAGAAGGUCUGGGCGCUGAAGACGGAGGCCUUCCUGAUGGCCGCCGACCUGGACCGCGAGGAGAAGGUGGCGGCGCUGGCCGAGGAGCUGCGGGAGCUGCGCGAAGCCGCCGCCGCCGCCCCGCUGGCCGACCGGGAGGCGCUGCGGGAGGCGCUGGCGGCGCUGCGGGCGGCCCUGCACGCUCUGCCCGUGCGGGAGGUGCUGCUGCUGCGCGCCCGGGCCAAGGCGCUGCGCAAGGCGGCCACCGACUUCUGGCUGGAGCCGCUGGCCGAGCCCGACGCGCUGCUGGGCGAGGCGGAGGCGCUGCGGGAGGCGCUGGCCGGGUCGGCGCUGCGGGAGGCGCUGGGCGCCAAGGCGGAGGAGCUGCGCGGGGCGCUGCGCGAGAUCGCCAAGAAGAAGAUCAGCGUGCUCUCCUACUACCUGUGGAACGUGCUCUGGAGCCCCCUCUGGAAGAAGGUGGGCGACAUGCAGCGCGCCCUCUGGAAGACGCCGCGCAAGGAGGAGGGCGCCGUGCAGGAGAAGCUGGCCGACCUGGAGCACGCGCUGGACGAGAUCCUGGAGGACAACCUCAGCGGCCUGCCCCGCAUCCUCUACGCGCUGCCGGGCAUCGUGACGGCCCUGCAGAAGAAGGUGCACGCCGUGCGCGAGAGCCUGCAGGAGACGCCGCCCGAGAUGGCCGUGGCGCUGCAGGGGAAGGUGGUGGCCAUGCAGGAGGCGCUCUGGAAGAUCCCCUUCAAGGAGGCCCACCUCAUGCAGGAGGACCUCAAGGCCUACUGCCUGGCCCUGCAGAGGAAGGUGGAGGCCUGGUGGGCGCGCAGCCCCGAGGCGGCCCCGGCCAAGGCGGCCCCCAGGAUGGAGAGACGGGAGGCCGGCUGGACCAGGAGCUCCGCCUGCGAGACAGCCGCCGAUCCAGGGGACGCUGAGAUUGGAGGAUCCAGGCAGCCGACCGCUUCCCCUCCAGCAGCAACACCUGAGGUGCCAAACCCCCCCACCGGAGAAGCCGCCCCCACGGUUCGGGCUGGGAGUUUCCAGUACUCUGCGCUCAAAGCCAUCCCACACUCCCACUUCCAGCAGAGGAAGGACUGGUACGAGAACACCGACCAGGACCUGCGCGAUUACGUGGUGCAGAGGCUGGUCCAUGCCAUCUUCCCUGCUUCUGACUUGGCCCUCCUGGAGGGUCGCCAGGUGGAGAAGGUGGUCUCCUACGCCAAGAAGGUGGAAGGGGACGUCUACCAGUCGACCAACCACUGGGACGUCUAUUGCUGCCUAAUUAUGGUGAAGCUCUUCAAGAUAGAGAAGGCGCUGAGGGAGAAGAGGACCACCCGGGCCCACAAACAAGCCACCGCAGACGGCCAGGCCUCGCCUGGGGCACCGGCCCAGCCGGGGUUGCCUCUCAGCAGUCAGCUGGCCGCCCCAGAAGUGCCUCUGAGCCCCACGCAGGACCCCCCAGUUGUCGGUCAGCUGAACCCCAUGUCCAUUUGGACCAUCCAGAGCUCCCCCACUUCGCUGGACCCCCCGGCGGCCUCUCCGAUGGACCCGCCUGCUCAGACUCACGACGAGGAAGCGGCUCUGACGAUGGCCGCCUCUCCCCCUUGGAUGCCUCAGCCCCAAAGCGCCCCGAGGGCCUCUUCGGGCACCUUCCCGAGUCCCCCUCUGGCCCCCGGCCACUUCCUGCCCCCGCACCUCUUCCCUGCCCCCCUGGGAACUCUGGAGACCAGCGGGGGCCUCCUGGGGGAAUCGCCUCUGCAGGGAGGAGGAGGAGUCCAGGGUCUGGAUCCGGGCUCCCCCCUCUCUUACUCCGCGCCCACCGUGGCCCCUCUUCCCCCUCACGCCUUGCCAGGGGCCCAGAGCCACAGUGCAUCCUCGGGGCCGAUGGUGGCAGCAGCACCAGGCCUGAGCCCAGAGCCCCCUCCACGUCAGCAGCAGCCCCCACCGCCCUGCCCAAAGUCAGCCCCGGGCCCUGGCACCCUGGGGGAGCCCUAUUUUGGGACCAGAGAGGCCUCCUCCCACGGACUGCUUGGUAAACGUCGGAGGCUGGCCGAAGGGGGCUGGAGGGCACCCCCUGCCGGCACCUCUCCCUCAGCCCUGCCCGAUGCCCCAGCGCAGCCGUCUCCGGUGACGCUCGAGUCCCUGCAGCGCUCGCUGGAGGACCUGCGGAUAUCCAUCCUAGGCAACUUGGGAGCCGUGCACAGGCAGGUGGAGGCCCUGGAGAAGAGGAUCCAGACGCUGGAGCGCUGGCGGGCAGAGACGGAGGGGCGCCAGCAGCUGCCGCAGCCGUAGCCACCAGCCGGGCUCCCCUCCCGCUCCUCCUUUCCGUGUACAGAAGGCCCCGUUCUCAGGACAGCUCCUCCUCCGCUUCACUUUUUAUUCCUCAACGUGUCAAACGGAAGACAAUUUCCGCUCUGUUCCUUGGACGGCAGUGCCUGGUCGGUGGAGACGGGCCUCCCCAGCACAUCCCUCCCCCCCACCGUACUCCAUCCGCUGCCGGACGGCCGUGGUGCCCAGGGAUGGGACAGCCUCUGAAGCCGAGGGGGAAGGCUGUGGAAGCCGAGGCUGCUCCAGAAAGUGCCCAGCCGUCACUGGGUCCCGGAGAGAGAAAGUGUGUGUUUGUGGGAGAGGAUCUCCGGGGAGGGCACAGGGGCCGAGGCCAGUGACAGGCCGUGGGAAGCCCCAGUGGGAACUGGGCUGCUCUGGCCAGUCUGGGUGGUGGGUUGGCAGCCUCCUUGCCUGGAAGGUCAGCUCUGAACUGCGUCCGCUCACGCCUGACUGGGAGCGUCCUGGGACUUCACCUCCUCCUCCUCCUCCAUGAAUGUCGCUGUCUUGGAAGAGACGGACGUGGACAGCAGUUUCAACCCUGCAAGUGGCCUCCUCCUCCUCUUCGGCCCAGGGUCGUCUUGCCUGCCGAGCGAGGGUGUCUGUGCCAGCUCUGAGUGGGAGGGAAGGCUGUGUGGACGGCCGGGAGCGAGGGCCACCUGGACGCUGGCGGUAGGCCCACCUGAGCGCGGAAGGGCAGGUGGGGAAUUCGCUCCAUCCGGUUUGUGGUUUUUGAUGCCAGGCGGUUUGUUUGGGAAGGGAAAGGUUUGGGAAGGGACCCGCUCUGCAUGCCGGCCGCGAAGACGAAGGACUGUGAAGGCGGCACAAUCUGCCUGUCCCUCAUGAAGUCACCUCUACGGGUGGGAAAUGACCUCCUCUAGGGGGCUUCAACUCUGCCAGGCUCUGCCGGACGUUUCCAAGGACGACGCUGUUGCAGGGGAAGAUCCGGGUUGGCCUCAGGGGGCCCGAGAACAGGGGGUUGCUUGGUCGCUCAAGAAGACUUCUGCCUUUUAAUAAAACAAUUUAAUAAAAUAAAAUAAAAACUGUUAGCUGGAAGAGA